This is a messenger RNA of Alosa sapidissima (American shad), 4698 nucleotides long. RefSeq names its product inactive ubiquitin carboxyl-terminal hydrolase 53. The transcript is spliced from 17 exons. The record is from RefSeq and is a predicted model, not a curated record. Gene Ontology annotation, biological process: sensory perception of sound; protein deubiquitination; response to auditory stimulus. Gene Ontology annotation, cellular component: cell-cell junction. Bases 1080 to 4298 code for a protein of 1072 amino acids. Lineage: Eukaryota; Metazoa; Chordata; Actinopteri; Clupeiformes; Clupeidae. Gene Ontology annotation, molecular function: cysteine-type deubiquitinase activity.
CAGUAAAUACUGUAGACCAGAGGCGGGGUUUGACCCGCUCUGAAAACAUCUCUAAUCCAGUAUUUCAGGUAGCGACUAGACUCACUACCGCCGCGCAUCAACUCCAGUCCCGCCGACAGACCAGCAACCGUGGACCACAGGGUUUAUGCGCUCAAGUUAAACACAGUGAAAGCCUAAGACUUAACUCGGGAAGUAAGAAGACAAAUGGAAUGAACUAAAGCUGUUUCUACUUUUGUGAUCAACUAACAAUUUCCGCCGUCAGACCCUCACCAACGCCUCCCAUCCAGAUGACUGUUUCCUCAGGUUUAUUAGCCUACAGAUUCCAAAGGACAAUAUUAAUCACAACAUUUUCUGUGGAUUUCAAACAAGCACAAGGAAGUUUGGUUUAUUCGCCUUUCAAAUGGGCUCCGGUGCUGUGCGAUGCUGAGAUGGACACUCCUGGAGAGGGUGUGGUCUCUGACAGGCUGAUUUCUCUCAGCCAAUCAGAAUCAGCAGGGUGGCCAUGACCUCAACGUCCCGCAGGACAUUGGCGGCUACACCGUUUCUACUCAGGCAUCUGAACGGACACCUACAACAACAUUACUAUACAUCAAAGCCUUUUCUGAUCAGGCAUCUGGGCAUCUGAACGGACACCUACAACAACAUUACUAUACAUCAAAGCCUUUUCUGAUCAGGCAUCUGGGCAUCUGAACGGACACCUACAACAACAUUACUAUACAUCAAAGCCUUUUCUGAUCAGGCAUCUGGGCAUCUGAACGGACACCUACAACAACAUUACUAUACAUCAAAGCCUUUUCUGAUCUCCUGGGAUUACUGACUGUGGACUCCACCCCAAUACACACAGUACCUCAGUGUGUGUGAGUGUGUGCUGAAUUCUCCAAAACACACCCACACACACGCACGCUCUCGGUGUGGUUGUGUGUUGUGUGUGACUGCACGAUCUCCGUGUGGUUGUGUGCGGCGUAUUCCCGGUGUGUGUGUGUGUGGUGUGUGUGACUGCGGGCGCCCAUGUGUGCCCACCUUGCGGCAGCUGCCAGUGGAGUGACGUAGGCUCUGCCCGUGACCUCUGACCCUGCGCCAUGGCGUGGGUGAAGUUCUUCCGACGGCCAGCAGGGGGGAACCUGGCCAAGUCGUACCAGCCGGGCAGCAUGCUGUCCCUCGCGCCCACCAAGGGGCUACUCAACGAGCCCGGCCAGAACAGCUGCUUCCUCAACAGCGCUGUGCAGGUACUGUGGCAUAUGGACAUCUUCAGACGUAGUCUUCGGCAGCUGCCCAACCACGACUGCCACGGAGAGUCCUGCAUCUUCUGUGCACUAAAGGGCAUCUUCAGUCAGUUCCAGCACAGCCGUGAGCGGGCACUGCCCUCUGAUAACCUGCGCCAUGCGCUGGCAGAGACCUUCAAGGACGAGCAGCGCUUCCAGCUCGGCGCCAUGGACGACGCCGCAGAGUGCUUCGAGAACAUUCUGGAACGGAUCCACCUGAACAUCGUCCCCGACGCAGACAUCGACUCCUGCACCUCCAAGUCCUGCAUCACUCACCAGAAGUUUGCCAUGACUCUCUACGAACAGUCUGUAUGCCGGAGCUGUGGAGCCUCUUCUGACCCGCUGCCCUUUACUGAGCUGGUCCACUACGUCUCUACAACUGCCCUCUGUCAUCAGGCGUACGACCGACGUGAGGAACGUUUGAGGUCAGACGACAUGUUCGGAGAGCUGCUCCAGGCUGCUAGCACCAUCGGGGACCUGAGGAACUGCCCGAGUAACUGCGGUCAGCGGAUUAAGAUCCGGCGUGUGCUGAUGAACUCUCCUGAGAUCGUCACCAUUGGAUUCGUCUGGGACUCGGAGCAGUCUGACCUCACCGAGGAUGUCAUCAGAGCCCUUGGACCACACCUCAGCCUCUCCGGGCUGUUCUACCGCGUGACUGAUGACCAGGCCAAGCGUAGCGACCUUCAGCUGGUGGGAAUGAUCUGCUUCUCCAGUCGCCACUACUGCGCCUUCGCAUUCCACACCAAAUCCGCCAAGUGGGUCUUUUUCGACGACGCCACUGUCAAAGAGGUGGGCCCACGCUGGAAGGACGUGGUGUCUAAGUGCAUUAAGGGCCACUUCCAGCCCCUGCUGCUGUUCUACUCCAACCCUGAAGGGAGCGCCGUCAUGUCCGAUGACCCAGCCCAGCAGAGACCUGCCAGCACCGCCCGGAACCACCACAAGAACCCUGCUAACGGAGACGCCACAGAUGUUCCGCAGCCCCCACUGAAGAGGCUGGAGUUGACCCGGGAGAACGUGAGCGCCCUCAUAGCGGGCCAUGGAACCUUGAGAACCCAGAAGGCGCCAACGUCCCUCUUCAGCCGCGGCAGCAACCAGACCAGUGGUGGCAGAGGACCUGUGAAGGUGUCCGGUGACCCCCAGAGCCGCAUCAGGGAGCUGUCCCGAGAGGUGGCCCAGCGGGCAGGAGAGCUGAGGGCUGCCGGCCUCGCCAAGAAGGACUCCGAGAGAGCCGACCGAUCGCACCGACGCCACGAGACGCUACGCCACAGAGAUGUGCACCAGGACAGAGCUCUGUCCCGCUCGCUGUCUCCUCCAGAGAGCGGCUUCCAGCAGGUGGAGCAGCGCCUGUACAGCAGCCAGGGCCGAGGGCCGACCCGAGUGGGCCGCCUCGGACACGAACCGCACACACACACACAGACACACACACACGAACCGCGCUCGCGCUCCCACGAGCCGCGUCCACACGGCCACGCACACACACACACACACGAGCAGCGCUCACGCUCCAACACGCGGCCGCCCCUCACACAGUCUGGCGGAGGGCCGGGGCACUACAGCCGCAGGGCGGAGCCUGCUAAUGCUAACGCUAAUGCUAACGGCUACGACACGGAUAGCAGCCAGGACUCCCGCGGUCGCCACGGCGGCCACAUCGCCGCCGAGAGCCGCGCCAACAACCGCGCCUGGCGUCCGAUGCGCGAGGCGCUCAACGUGGACAGCGUGCUGAGCGGCCAUGGAGAGAGGCGGGGCCUGACGCCCACGCCACAACAGGCUAGCCCGCGGCGGCGACAGCCGUCCAAUCACGAGAGGGCCCUGGAGCUGGAGCGCAAGCCCAAGAGUGACCACCUGGUGACCAUCUACGAGGAGGAGCAGCGGAGCGCCGUGCUGGGCAGUCGCAGCUCGCUGGACUCCGACGGACGCGGCGGCGGCUACGAGCGGCCCAAGGUCCGCAACGAGGCUACGAGCAGCCUGCAGGUACGAGGCAACGAGGCGUGGAAGAUCCAGCGCACGGAGUCGGGCUACGAGAGCAGUGACCGCCUCAGCAACGGCUCCGCCAGCCUGGACUCGCCCGUGGUGGACAGCUUAGGCACCAAGGACCUCCGGCCCAUCCCAGAGAUCCAUACCCCGCGGGAUGCCCUCAGGCGCUAUGACGACUCAAAGGCAGAGAUUCUACAUGCUGCAUUCACCUAUGGUCAGCAUACUGUGAAAUCACAUGACCUUCAGUCCAGUCCCAGCCUGCACAGGCAGCGAGCGUUCCGGUACACCCCCCGAGGUGCAGAGCUGGAGGGGGAGGUGCUGCCUCUGCCCAAGACCAGCAGCUCCGAGUGCAACAGUUCCGACGAGCUGACCGGUCCCUCCUCCGAGCUGGAUGACGCACUGCUGCGCUACGACGACGUCCUGCAUCGCUACGGCAACGAUGACGCGGUUCCCCUCGUCCAGCGACACGCCUCCUCCUCUUCCUCCUCCUCCUCCUCACACCACUCCCCGGCCCCGCCUCCUACUCAACCUAAGCCACUCCCCCUCUCCCCACGAUUGGACAGGAUCAACCGGAACGGGCGAUGGGCGGAGUCUGCGGUGCCGGAGCCACGUCCCCCCUCGUCUGACGGCAGCUGGCGGUCCGGUUCUGGUUCUGACCCGGAGAGGACGGAGCAGUCGGCCAGCGACGGGGACGAGGAGCGGCAGGACGCCUCACCACACACACACCCUCACACACGCGGCCAUGCGGCCGCCCCAGACCCCGCCCCCCCCACGGCCCAGCCCACCACCUACUUCUCCGUGGAUACGUGCAUGACGGACACCUACCGCGCCAAAUACCACAAGUGCAGGCCGGCCCUCUACAUGAUGGCCGACGCCCAGGGGGAGGAGCCAAGCUCGUCAGGGGAGAGUGACCACGGGGAGGAGGCAAGCCCCACCCCCUCAGAGACGCAGCCGUCUGACUCUGUCAGACCCAAACCUGAAGCAGGCUACACCAGCAACAAGGCAGCGGUGAAGUGGAACCCAGUGUCCUUUAAAGGUCUGGACGAGCAUGGCUUCCUGUGAACACACACACACACACAGAGAUGAUGAAUGUGUUACCAGGACAUUUGCACAGCGCCAAGGAAGAGAUCUUCACACACCGCCUGCGUCACUUUGUCCAGUUCCGUCAGCAGUGAGAUUAUUUAAGAGCUUGUUGAGAUUACGGUGAUUGAAACAAAUCACAACCAACUUUGAAACGUUACACUCCGCCACGCGAGAACCUAAACCGCUCUGCAUCCCCCAAGAACCGCCACACGAGAACCUAAACCGCUCGGCACCCCCCAAGAACCGCCACGCGAGAACCUAAACCGCUCGGCACCCUUCACCCCCACGCUUCGGUUCAGUCCCGUCCUGAAGUCUUUCCUCUCUGUGCAGAAGAUGAUCUGAUUCUAAAGUCUUUCCUCUCUGUGCAGAAGAUGAUCUA